Molecule: messenger RNA, 1202 nt
Organism: Paramecium sonneborni
Lineage: Eukaryota; Ciliophora; Oligohymenophorea; Peniculida; Parameciidae
Source: the annotation of a GenBank genome assembly
AUGGAUAAUUGUUAUUAGUAGAUUGAAAUAUUUAUUUCUGGAAGAUAAUUAAAAGACUUGGAUUAUUUUAGCAAGUCUGAUCCAUUUGUAAUAGUCUUUAUAAAAAAUAAUAACUAAUGGAUAAAAAUUGGUAGAACAGAAACUAUAGAUAAUAAUUUAAAUCCUAACUUUAAGAAAUCCUUUUAACUUGAUUAUGUAUUUGAAGUAGUUUAACCAAUAAAAUUUGAAGUAAGAGAUGAUGAUGGUGAUACAUCAGAAUUAAUUGGUUAAAUAGAAACAACAAUAGGUGCAUUAUUUGGAGCAAAAAAUUAAACAUCAAUUUUAGAACUUGGAAAAUAAAGAGGGAAACUUAUUAUUAGAUGUGAUAAGAUAUAGGAAGGCAAUGAAUUUAUGAUAAUGAAAUGGACUGGAGUGAAACUUAUGAAUACAGAUGGUUGGUUUGAUAAAUCUGAUCCAUUUUUAAAAUUUUAUAGACAAAGAGAUGAUUUAACUUACAUUUAAACACAUGAAACUGAAGUUAUUAUGGAUAAUUUAAAUCCAUUAUGGAAAUUAUUUGAAAUAUAAAGUGUUAAAUUAGCAUAAUCAAAUGAUAAAAAGAUAAAGAUAGAAUGUUGGGAUUGGGAGAAGAGUGGUAAAAAUUAAUUUAUAGGAGAAUUAAUAAUUACAAUAUAAGAUUUAUAAUAAAACAAAGAAUAUUAAUUAACAAACCCUAAACAUAAAAAUCCAGGAAGAUUAAGAUUAGAUUAAUUUAGUACAUAUAUUAGACCAAGUUUUCAAGAUUAUGUAUAAUAAUAAAUAUAAUAAUUAAUUAGAUUAGAGGUGGAUUAUAAUUAAAUUUAAUGGCUGCAAUAGAUUUUACUGGUUCUAAUGGAGCACCUCAUUAACCAGGAAGUUUGCAUUUUCGAUCACCACAUUAACUAAAUUAAUAUUAAAUUGCUAUUAAUGCAGUUGGUGAAAUAUUACUUGCAUAUGAUUAUGACAAAAUGGUUCCAUGUUAUGGAUUUGGUGCUAAUCUAAAUUAUCCAACUAUGAGAUCUGGCUAAGUUUCACAUUGUUUUCCAUUAUCUGGAGAUCCUAAUUAAAUUAAUGCUUAUGAAUUAUAAGGAAUUGCNUAUCAUUUUCAUUGUAUAGAGAGAUGGUUAAAGAAUAGAUAAACAUGUCCAUUAGAUAAUAGAAAUUGGGAGUAUCAAAAAUAUGGUUGA